Molecule: messenger RNA, 2181 nt
Organism: Closterium sp. NIES-65
Lineage: Eukaryota; Viridiplantae; Streptophyta; Zygnematophyceae; Desmidiales; Closteriaceae
Source: the annotation of a GenBank genome assembly
AUGAACAAGGCGACGAUUCUGGAGCUGGCGAAGGGGUUCCGCGGGCGCGCGAAGAACUGCAUCCGCGCCGCGAAGCCGCGCGUGGAGAAGGCGCUGACGUACGCGUACCGCGACCGGCGCACGAAGAAGCGCGACAUGCGCGGGCUGGCCAUCGAACGCGUCAACGCGGGCGCGCGGCAAUACGGGGUGCGUGACAGUACGGGGAGUGUGACAGUACGGGGUGAGCUGCUGUUGAGUCAGGCGGCGAUACAGGCGCUCUCUCAUUCUCCCGUUUUCCAUCACCCUGCCCCAUUCUCCCGCUUUCGUUCAUCCCGCCCCAUUCUCCCUCCUUCCAUCACCCCGCCCCAUUCUCCCGCUUUUCAUCACCCCGCCCCAUUCUCCCGCUUUUCAUCACCCCGCCCCAUUCUCCUGCUUUCCAUCACCCCGCCCGAUUCUCCCGGUUUCCAUCACCCUGCCCCAUUCUCCCUCUUUCCAUCAUCCUGCCCCAUUCUCCCUCCUUCCAUCACCCCGCCCCAUUCUACCGCUUUCCAUCACCCCAUCCCAUUAUCCCGUUUUCCAUCACCCCGCCCCAUUCUCCCGCUUUCCAUCACCCCGCCCCAUUCUCCGACUUUCCAUCACCCCGCCCCAUUCUCCCGCUUUCCUUCACCCCGCCCCAUUUUCCUGUUUUCCAUCACCCCGCCCCAUUCUCCCGUUUUCUAUCACCCCGCCCCAUUCUCCUUCCUUCCAUUACCCCGCCCCAUUCUCCCUCCUUCCAUCACCCCGCCCCAUUCUCCCGCUUUCCAUCACCCCGCCCCAUUCACCCGGUUUCCAUCACCCCGCCCCAUUCUCCCGCUUUCCUUCACCCCGCCCCAUUUUCCCGUUUUCCAUCACCCCGCGCCAUUCUCCCGUUUUCUAUCACCCCGCCCCAUUCUCCCUCCUUCCAUUACCCCGCCCCAUUCUCCCUCCUUCCAUCACCCCGCCCCAUUCUCCCGCUUUCCAUCACCCCGCCCCAUUCACCCGGUUUCCAUCACCCCGCCCCAUUCUCCCGCUUUUUAUGACCGGCCCCAUUCUCCCGCUUUCCAUCACCCCGCAACAUUCUCCCGCUUUCCAUCACCCCGCCCCAAUCUCCCGCUUUCCAUCACACUGCCCCAUUCUCUCGCUUUCCAUCACCCUGCCCCGUUCUCCCGCUUUCCAUCACCCCGCCCCAUUCUCUCGCUUUCCAUCAUCCCGCCCCAUUCUCCCGCUUUCCAUCACCCCGCCCCAUUCUCCCUCCUUCCAUCACCCCGCCCCAUUCUCCCUCCUUCCAUCACCCCGCCUCAUUCUCCCGCUUUCCAUCACCCCGCCCCAUUCUCCCGCUUUCCAUCACCUUGCCCCAUUCUCCCGUUUUCAAUCAUCCCGUCCCAUUCUCCCGCUUUCCAUCAUCCCGCCCCAUUUUCCCUCUUUCCUUCACCCCGUCCCAUUCUCCUGUUUUCCAUCACCGCGCUUCAUUCUCCCAUUUUCCAUCACCCCGCCCCGUUCCCCCGCUAUCCAUCACCCCGCCCCAUUCUCCCGCUUUCCAUCAUUCCGCCCCAUUCUCCCGCUUUCCAUCACCCCGCCCCAUUCUUCCUCCUUACAUCGCCCCGCCCCAUUCUCCCGCUUUCCAUCACCUCGCCCCAUUCUCCCGCUUUCCAUCAUCCCGCCCCAUUCUCCCGUUUUCCAUCACCCCGCCCCAUUCUCCCGCUUUCCAUCAACCCGCCCCAUUCUCCCGCUUUCCAUCACCCCGCCCCAUUCUCCCGGUUUCCAUUACCCCGCCCCAUUCUCCCGUUUUCCAUCACCCUGCCCCAUUCUCCCGUUUUCCGUCACACCGCCCCAUUCUCCGACUUUCCAUCACCCCGCUCUUUUCUCCGUCUUUCCAUCACCCCGCUCUUUUCUCCGUCUUUCCAUCACCCCGCCCCAUUCUCCCGCUUUCCAUCACCCCGCCCCAUUCUCCCUCCUUCCAUCACCCCGCCCCAUUCUCCCGCUUUCCAUCACCCCGCCCCAUUCUUUUGCUUUCAUCACAAUGCCCCAUUCUCCCGUUUUUCAUCACCCCGCCCCAUUCUCCCGCUUUCCAUCACCCAGCCCCAUUCUCCCUCCUUCCAUCACCCCGCCCCAUUCUCCCGCUUUUCAUCACCGGCCCCAUUCUCCCGCUUUCCAUCACCCCGAACCAUUCUUGACAAAACUUGA